CAUAUGUGUGAAUGUGUCUAGCUUUAGCGUCGUUUUUUAGUUGUUCGAGUAUGUGCAUAGCAACAACACACGCAGACGUUAUUACCAAACAGAAGGUAUCGACCGUCGACAGCACUUAGUUUGAAGUUAAUACAGUUUUAGUAAAAACGGGUGAAAAGGCAAUUGGAAAAAGAUGGAAAUGACAGCAACGUUUCAGUCAGUAACAUACUCAUGGGAAAAUAUCCAAAUUGAGCUGGAAACAAAUCAUGGUCACUGUUUUAAUCGUGUUUCCUCCGUUCAGAAACAAAUUCUUGACAAAGUAACGGGAUGUAUCCAGCCGGGAGAAUUUCUCGCCAUCAUGGGAGCAAGUGGAGCUGGAAAGACGACACUUCUCAAUUGCCUGACAUUCAGAAACGCUGGGAAAUUGAAAAUCCACGGCGAGAGGUACCUCAAUGGAGCGAAAGUCAACACGGACAUCCUCGCGCAAAUCUCCGGAUUCGUACAGCAAGACGAUCUGUUUAUCCCAACGCUCACUGUCAAGGAACAUCUGCAAUUCCAGGCCUUGUUGCGGAUGGACAAACAUUUGAGUUACGAAGAAAGAAUGAAUCGGGUUGACAAUGUGAUUAUAGAAUUAGGACUCGAAAAGUGCGCCAACACCGUCAUUGGCCUUCCGGAAAGAUAUCACAAAAGCAUUUCCGGAGGUGAAAGGAAACGACUGGCAUUUGCCUCAGAGGUUUUGACUAACCCGUCCUUGAUUUUCUGUGAUGAACCCACAUCCGGUCUCGAUUCUUUCAUGGCCCAAAACGUCGUUCAAAUUUUGAAAAAUUUUGCGUUCUCGGGCAAAUCAGUCAUCUGUACGAUCCAUCAACCGUCGUCCGAAGUUUUUUCGCUUUUUGAUCGAAUUCUUUUACUGGCUGAGGGUGGUAGGACGGCUUUCUUUGGCCCUGCUGGUGAUGCCCUGCCCUUUUUCUCCAACCUGGGGUUUCUUUGCCCACCCAGUUAUAACCCUGCCGAAUUCUAUAUUCACACUUUGGCAACGGAACCGAGCAAAGAGGCUGAAUCAAAGGAAAGGAGAAAUAUUAUUUGCAAUGCCUACGAAGUUUCUGAGGCCAGUCACCGUGUUUUUGAAAAGGUUGAAGCCAACAAAGUGCCCAUCUCUUCUACUAGCACAAGAAUAAGGCCAUCAGAAAAUGAAACGGAAGGGACGAAAGUUAAAAAAUCUCCGUACAAAGCUUCGGUGUUUGACCAGUUCCGGGCCGUUGUAUGGCGUUCGGUCAUUUCCGUUAUCCGUGAAUCAAUGAUCCUCAAAUUUAAAAGUUUUCAAACUAUUUUUGUUGCAGGUAUUAUUGCACUCCUCUUUCAAGGACAAACCCUACAGUAUGAAAACAUUAGCAAUAUUCAAAGUAUUCUCUUCAUAUUCGUCGAUAUCGUAACCUUUCAAAAUGUCUUUGGGGUUGUGAGCACAAUAUCAAAUGAAUUGCCAAUAUUCCUGCGUGAACACCGCAACGGAAUGUACCGAACGGAUGUCUACUUCCUAAGCAAAACCCUGGCUGAUUUGCCCGUCUACAUUUUUUUCCCGUUUGUCUUUGUUUCCAUCCCUUACUACGCCAUUGGAUUGAACCCAUUCACCGACAGAUUUUUUGUGUCGUGUGGAACAGUCAUUCUCGUCACCAAUGUUGCCACGUCAUUCGGCUACCUGAUUUCCUGUGCAGCUGGAUCGACUCAGAUUGCUCUUGACUUAACCACCCCACUUGUAAUUCCGUUGCUGUAUAUUGGAGGAUUCUUCCUCCGCAACGGCUCCGUCCCCGUAUACUUGGAGUGGAUGCGAUUUCUUUCAUGGUUCAUGUACGGCAAUGAAGCGCUUUCAAUCAACCAAUGGGCUGGCGUCAUCUUCAAUGACACGGCCUGUCCUAACGGGAUCUGUACUGGAGCACAAAUCCUACAAAACUACGAUUUUAAUCCGGAGUUUUUCCAUCGUGACAUUGGCGGACUAUGCGGAUUGAUUGUCGGUUUCCGCUUUUUAGCUUUUCUCGCACUACUCUCAAAGACUUACUAAUUAUAAAUAUUAGGAGGCUAUUCAAAUAUUUUUCAGUUAAUCUUCCCGGUUGUUGCU
Messenger RNA from Daphnia pulicaria, 2092 nucleotides. Its product is annotated as protein white-like. Gene Ontology annotation, molecular function: ATP binding; ABC-type transporter activity; ATP hydrolysis activity. Gene Ontology annotation, cellular component: plasma membrane. The transcript has 10 exons. Lineage: Eukaryota; Metazoa; Arthropoda; Branchiopoda; Diplostraca; Daphniidae. The coding region runs from base 173 to 2035 and encodes 620 amino acids. The record is from RefSeq and is a predicted model, not a curated record.